UUCUGUUGGUAAACUGAAGCACAUGGGCGGCAGGUAUAAGAAGCGCUGCCUCCCUUUCGGCGCAUCCAUGAGCUGUUGGAGAGCGGCGCGCGCCUUCUGGGUGGAAAUGCUGAAGCGCGGGAAGCGCGGGAAGCGCGAGCUCUGCGAGAUGAAAUCUGUGCAUGUCUGUGGGCCGACCUGCCUGGGACCCAUCACCUUCCACGCGGCGGCCAAGGGCACCAAAGUCUCUCUGAGCCUGGGGGACAGACGUGCCGAGCGAGUCGGAAACACCUUCAAGAACGGGCUGGUGUUUAGCAGUCGGCCCCUACUGGUUAAGGAGAGGGUAUGCCUGCGGGUGGACCGCUCCACCCAGCACUGGCACGGUGCCCUCCGGGUCGGAUUCACAGCCUUCAAGCCCACCUGCCAGCCCCUGCCUCCUUUCGCCAUACCUGACCUUACCAACAAACCAGGGUACUGGGCGGGUCUGGUGCCCACAGCUCACGCCUUCCUGGGCUCCGAGUUGCAGUUCUGGGUGACUUCAUGUGGGAGACUGAUGCUGGAGGUGCUGGGAAGAACACAGAUCUGUCUGCAGGAGGGGAUCGAUGUGACCGGGCCUUUGUGGGCCAUGAUCGAUGUGUAUGGACAGAGCUCUGCCGUGCUUCUGCUCGGCACAGUGAAGAAGUCCAUUUUUUGCAUUAAGAAGUCCUGUCCUACCCCACCGCCGCCUCCUGUGUCUCCCGUGGACAGCUGUCUGUGCGCCGACCAAAGCAGCCUCUGUCCGGCCAAGCUUCUAGAAGUGCAGCUGGUCCAUUUGUCCGUGUCGUACGACAGCGUGCAGAUAUCAGAUCCGGAUGAAGACUGUGUCGUGUGCUUGGAACGGAAGGCCCAGAUCCUGCUGUGGUGUGGACAUCAGUGCCUCUGCCUUCGCUGUGCGGUCAGGGUGUCCCUCGAGUGCAAGAAGUGUCCUCUCUGCCGUCAAACAGUGGAAGGCCUCACGGUGCGGGAGCCCGCCAACACCUGCGCACGAAAGUGUGUUGGGACGGAUAAGGAGAGCACGUAGCUGUGACGGUCGCAGUGAUCUGUUGGACUUUGCAAAAACUCCACACGUUUCAACUGAGCCAGCAGUUUUGCUGUUUGCUGCUUAGCAGAGUUCUUAUGCCAAAGAAUUUUUAUUUAGUGCAUGUAUCUCGCCGGAUGUUUUUUACUGCAGAGAUUCUGAUUUAUUAGGGCUCAGUGGCUCUAUGCAGGGGCCCCUAAUUUUUCUUCAAAUUCCUCUUUGUUGUAAAAAUCUGUGCCACGUGGUGCCCACUAAAUGUGACUGCUGUACAUAUUUGCACUUUAUUAUAAAGUUUAUAAGAUGUGUUUAAAAACACUAAAUAGCAGGACAACUGCUUUGAUUUACUCAAGUUUCUCUACCUCUCCUGGCUUAUAGCUGCACUCCCUCUACAUGUCAUAAUACUGGCGAACUUGU
This is a messenger RNA of Scleropages formosus (Asian bonytongue), 1450 nucleotides long. Its product is annotated as E3 ubiquitin-protein ligase NEURL3. The coding region runs from base 23 to 1039 and encodes 338 amino acids. Gene Ontology annotation, cellular component: early endosome. Gene Ontology annotation, biological process: ubiquitin-dependent endocytosis. The record is from RefSeq and is a predicted model, not a curated record. The transcript has 4 exons. Lineage: Eukaryota; Metazoa; Chordata; Actinopteri; Osteoglossiformes; Osteoglossidae. Gene Ontology annotation, molecular function: ubiquitin protein ligase activity.